Pneumocystis carinii B80 is the source of this 646-nucleotide messenger RNA. RefSeq lists its product as hypothetical. Lineage: Eukaryota; Fungi; Ascomycota; Pneumocystomycetes; Pneumocystales; Pneumocystaceae. The transcript is spliced from 2 exons. The record is from RefSeq and is a predicted model, not a curated record. Gene Ontology annotation, molecular function: RNA binding. Bases 51 to 602 code for a protein of 183 amino acids.
ACAAAGAUUCUAUUUCCGAAAACAUUUACGUUCCUUGUACUUAUCAUAAAAUGCUUAAAAAUAGAAGUAACAAAAUUAUUCAAAAUGUCGAGCAAAGUACAAAUUGUGUAAUACGUUUUCCAAACAAUGCGCUUAAUAAAGAUUAUAUUACUGUUAUUGGAUCAGAAAUUCAAGUUCCUAGAGCUAUUAACAUGAUUAUGAAAAGUAUUAUUGAUGAAUAUAAAUUUCGUAUUGUAUCUAGCAAGGCUUUGGAUAACAUAAUCGAGUCUAAAGAAUACAAGUUUUGGGUUGUAGAAUAUAUUCGCAAGAAAUAUUGCAUUGAGGUUACAUCUUUUCCUAAUAAUGUAAAUACGAAUGUGUAUCCGAAUGUUAAGUAUCAUGUGUUUCGGUUGUCAUUUCCUAAAAGUCAAUUGUCAUAUCUUGAUUUAGCUAUUAAUGUAAUAUUUCGGUAUUUCAUGCAACAUCGCAUUCCAUUGCAUCUGAGUUUUAAAGAAGACGCGAGGCAAGUAUCGCGUUUAAAAGCAUAUGAUUCAUUUUCGCAUUUUAAUUCUAUGCUUUUUCCACCUGUUUCUGCUUCAACAGGUAAGUUUUGGGAAAUUUGAUGUUGAAUUAUAUAUUACUUUUUUGUUUUAGUCUUAAAAUCUAC